AUGACUUCAAAUGGCUCCCAGGUCGCGGCGGACGACCACCAGCGUCGCCGCCGGAAGGAAGCUCUACGCCAACGGAAAAACAACAAGGGACCUAUAUCUUCUCGAUUGAUGCUUGAUAUUCGUCUAAAAGGCGAAGUCGGGGUUAUUUCAGAUGAGCUACUGGUAGACUUGUUUCCCCGUCGAGGCUCUCAUGAUGUCGAACUCUUCCCUGAGAUAAUCUAUGUCGCCUUGGCCCCCUGGGUGCCUAACUUCACAACCGUUGAAGAUGUUCAGUGGACUAUUGUCCCAGUCCACACGCAGGCCAGCGAAAAGGCGAAAGCUUCCUUCAUCUCAGGCGCUGCGAUUCACUUCCCUGUUGCCGCCAGCUCAAUUCAACCUUUCAUUCAAGUGCUGCAAGGCAGCGAUCCCUCCCGGUCCUCCUUCCUGCUAGCCCAGCGUGGAAUUGAGAUUCAUAUCGUUGAUGUCACGCCACUACAUUUGGACACUGUAUACGUUACGGUAGAGCGAAAUUUGCUACGAGAUAUUGAUGAGAUACAGGGCAAGUUCGGAGGAGGCUUCGGUACAAAGCCGCGUAUGUCCCAGGGCUUAUGGCCGAAAGGAAAAGGGUCGGCUUCGUCUCAUGAUCGUACGAUAUCCAAGGGGGGGAAACAUUCUGCCACGCAGAGAGAUGAGCGGUUGAUGGAGGCUAUACGCAGAGGGCUAGCUGAACGAGAUAUUUUGCAUAACGGCGAUAUAAUCCCUCUUCCUUUGCCUUCGCAUCCCAUUACGCAUGCUCCACCCCCGCCGGCAAGGAUUUCAUUCUGCGAACCUGUCGCUCAGGGACGGCUGAUACCAAAAACCAAGAUUGUGCUAUUACAGGCGCGAUCAGCACGGAAACCGCAAUCUAAAUCUUUAUCAACCUCUAGCCCUACUCAGCUUAAACGAGUUACUGAAGAUGAUACCGAAGACACGUCGAAUGAUAUGUUUUACUCUGCUGGAGAAGAAAAGGGGCUAGAGGAAGGCACUGAUGAAGGCACCGAUGCUGAGAGCCCAUCGCCUCCUGGUGAAUCUGAUACGGAGGCUUCGACGGAGAGUCGUAGUGAGGCAGAAGGUUCAGAAGAUUCAGAUGAUUCCGACGAUUCUUUGGAAGAUAUGAUUUCUCUCGCUGCCCCAGAACUACCACAGCAGCAAUCUGGAGCAAUGUCUGCCUUCUCCUCUGCCACUCCUAGACUCGGUGGAAGGUCCCUUGGAAUACACUCCCCGGGCUCUGUGUUUUCCAGCUUUACAUCCAAUACUGCUCGUCAGGGCAGACACUCCGGCAAAACAUUCAAGGCUGAAUGUCUCCUCGACCACAUACCCAAUGAGCUCCUCCAUCCAAAACCCCGAGAAGAGGAUGACCCUGAUGCAUUCAUCUUUGUUGAUGUGCACACCCUUGUCAAGAUAGGGUGCUUCUCUGGCGACUGGGUUCGUGUGGCUCCGACAGAGGAACCUCAACGAAAUAUGCUAUCCUCCUUAGCUUUUAGCGGUCUCAACGGCUUAAUGGGAAGCACUGAAGAACCCGAGAACUGGCGUGUCGCAAGGGUUUACGGUGUUACGGGCCUAUCUCCUCCAAAAAUCAGGUAUGCAAUGAACAAGUCGGCAGAAAGAUCGUCUAGCAUCUCACAGAUCCCUCCCCAUGGUCUCACUCCAACGGUCCUUUUACCUCCACUUCUCCUGCAUAACCUGCAGAGCCCUAGCUACGUAAAACUUUCUCCCUUGUCCCUUGGCCCAGCUCAACACGGCCCUUCGAAACUGGGACUAGCAGCCUCCCGUGGUAGCAGUGUGCCCAAAGCACCUCCUACGGCCAAAGAAGUCACUCUGUUAAAAAUAUCUACGCCUCUAUCUCUAGACAGAGCACUUCAGCCCGCCAUAUUUGCUGCUCUUAAGCAUCAUUUCGAAUCGAAACGGCGGCUGGUAAAAGCCGGGGAUAUGAUUGGAAUUAGUAUAGAUGAGGGACUUGGAAGGACUGUUUUCUCUGCGACCAAGAGCGCAGAUGCUGUCGGCCAGGAGGAUGAAUUACCUUCCCAGCUAGCCCUUUCUUCGGGUAAACCUAGUCAUUCCAGCAAGGUUGGCGUGGCUUGGUUCCGUGUCAGCCAUGUCACAGCUCCUAUGACCAGCACAGAGCCAGACGGUGCCCCUGACCAUGAAUUGUGGGGCGGAGUGGCAGCUAUUGAUACUCUCAAUACCCGAAUGGUGCAAGCAGGAAGUGAAAUUGGAACCGUUCCCGGAACUCUAAAGAACACAUGGGAGUACUGGCUCUCCGUCAAAUCGGCGCCACAGCCGAGUAUAGAGCAGAGUGCCACUCCAUGGCUGCAGGCGGACUCCCCUGCAGUUUUUAUAUCUCCAAUUCAGAGGCGUGUGAGAGAGCUGAUAGCCGCUGCUACAAGCCCAAGAGCCAUACAACUGGGACUAAAGCCAGUUGUUAUCCUUCUCACCUCUACGCAGAGAAAUAUUGGCAAGUCAACAGUUGCACGUCGAGCAUGCGCUGAUAUAGGUCUUCACACUUUCACCAUUGAUUCAUAUGACAUUCUCAGCGAAGGAGGGGCAAAUGGGGGAGAUAUGAAAACAGAGGCAUAUCUGAAGGCGAGAGCAGAUAGAGCGUUUGCCUGCGGUUCUGCUUGCACUGCUCUGUUGAUAGAGCACAUUGAAGUGUUGACGGCUGAUAGAAUUGUUACAUCCUUAAAAGAAAUUGUUUCAAGUUCUCGAGUUGUCAUUGCCACGACCACCGACGUGGAAAAGGUUCCCGAAGGGAUUAGAAGUCUCUUCACGCACGAGCUUGAAAUGACGGCCCCCGAAGAGAAGGAAAGAGAAGGUAUUCUUAGAAAUGCGGUGGCUGAUUUAGCCUUGCGACUAUCUCCCAAUGUUGAUUUAGCUUCGGUAGCUGUUAAGACAGCCGCACUUGUUGCUGGAGACUUAGUCGACGUUGUUGAAAGAGCUGUGGCUGAACGGACUUUACGGCUAGAGAAGCUCGCAGAUUCCGCCGCGCCUCCUGACGCAAAGUCAAAUGUCAGUGUCCGAGAUGUUCAAAUCGCAGGUGGUGAUGCUACUAGAUCUGUGACCAAGGCUGAUUUUGAUGCUGCCGUCGACGCUGCACGAAAAAACUUUGCCGAUUCCAUCGGGGCUCCAAAGAUCCCCAACGUUACCUGGGACGAUGUCGGUGGACUUAGCAAUGUGAAGGAUGCUGUCAUGGAAACUAUCCAACUUCCACUUGAACGGCCGGAACUCUUUGCGAAGGGUAUGAAAAAGCGAAGCGGUAUCCUAUUCUAUGGCCCUCCGGGAACAGGGAAAACAUUGCUUGCAAAGGCAAUUGCUACGGAAUUUUCUCUCAACUUCUUUUCCGUCAAAGGCCCUGAGUUAUUGAACAUGUACAUUGGAGAGUCCGAAGCGAAUGUCCGUAGGGUUUUCCAACGCGCUCGAGAUGCACGACCAUGCGUUGUCUUCUUCGACGAACUGGACUCUGUGGCACCCAAGCGUGGUAACCAAGGAGACAGUGGUGGUGUCAUGGACAGAAUUGUCAGCCAGCUUCUUGCAGAACUUGAUGGUAUGAGUGGUGGUGAUGAGAAUGGGGGCGGAGUCUUCGUUAUUGGUGCUACCAACCGCCCUGACCUAUUAGAUGCAGCCUUACUACGACCCGGCAGAUUUGAUAAGAUGCUCUACCUUGGUGUUUCGGAUACCCAUGAUAAGCAACUUACUAUUCUAGAAGCUCUGACUCGCAAGUUUAACCUGCAUCCGGACCUUUCGCUGAAGAGAGUUGCAGAACUCUUGCCGUUCACUUAUACUGGUGCCGACUUGUACGCACUCUGCUCGGAUGCCAUGCUCAAGGCAAUCACUCGGCAAGCUACUGCCGUGGAUGAAAGAAUAAAAGCUCUCCCUAAUGGACCAGUUACAACAGCAUACUUCUUUGAUCACCUUGCCACUCCUGAAGAUACUGCUGUAAUGGUCACGGAGCAAGAUUUCACUGAAGCGAAGAAUGAGCUGGUUCCUAGUGUUAGCGCGAAAGAGCUUGAACAUUUCGAACGAGUGCGGAAGACAUUUGAGACUGUUGACACCAAGAAGUCAUCCCUUUCUAGCGAGCAGAAGGCAAUCGAGGAUGUGCCUAGAGAUGAUGUGGAUAUCACAGCGGAUGGCUCCCUGACAAUAGGCGAAGCCCUCAACGCUUCCAACAAACCGACCGGAGAUGCCAAGGAUACCGGAGAAGACGAUGACUACAUAGUCAGAACUGAUCAUUUAGCCAGCACUGAGUCAUCAAAAUAA
Messenger RNA from Trichophyton benhamiae CBS 112371, 4272 nucleotides. RefSeq lists its product as uncharacterized. Gene Ontology annotation, cellular component: peroxisomal membrane; cytosol. Gene Ontology annotation, biological process: protein import into peroxisome matrix. The transcript has 3 exons. Gene Ontology annotation, molecular function: ATP binding; ATP hydrolysis activity. NCBI's taxonomy places the organism in Eukaryota, Fungi, Ascomycota, Eurotiomycetes, Onygenales, Arthrodermataceae. Bases 1 to 4272 code for a protein of 1423 amino acids. The record is from RefSeq and is a predicted model, not a curated record.